Messenger RNA from Lactuca virosa, 678 nucleotides. NCBI's taxonomy places the organism in Eukaryota, Viridiplantae, Streptophyta, Magnoliopsida, Asterales, Asteraceae. The record is from the annotation of a GenBank genome assembly.
AUGAAGUACACAGAGCCUCUAAUGACGUCUGGAGGGACGGAAGAACCUUCGCUUCAGUGGCGGCCGGAAUCCCUGUUCCUCCCCCCUCCUCCUCCUAUUCCACGCCCUUCACCGAUUCCGCUCCGAACAGGAACCUUCAUGGAACAAUGGCUGAAAAGUGAGUUAACACUAGUGGGCGAAGCCAGAAGCUACGCUCAUCUGACUAGUUUGCUAGAUUCAAUCUUGAAUGGAGAUGAUGGAAGAUACAAAGCAAAAUACCUAGGAGGACUAAAAAUCGGUAUAAGAUUCAGAAAUCCUUUUGAUGUGAGGAAAUUCAUGGGGGAUAAGGGAGAAUGGAGUCUAUGGCUCAAAUGGAUAGACAUGGGGGAUAAGAUUGAUUUAAAAGAGGACAAGAUUUCUUGGCUAAAAGUGGUGGGAUUGCCCCUGCAUCUGUGGGACGAAGGAAACUUCAGAGCAAUAACACGGAAGAUGGGGGUGAUAUCAAAUUCGAUUGAAAUAAGCAUGGCGAAGAUCGAUGUAUCGCAUAUGAAGAUUUGUGUCAUUACUACGUCUCUAAAAAGAAUGAAUAAAGAAAUUACAGUUGUGGCAGACAACAAAAUAUUCAAAGUUGGAAUAUAUGAGAUUGAUGAUGACUGGAAGCCCUUCUCGACUCAUAAUUAUGACAAUGAUAUGGAAUGA